Messenger RNA from Microcebus murinus (gray mouse lemur), 4970 nucleotides. It is a transcript of the gene ZNF623, whose product is annotated as zinc finger protein 623. The record is from RefSeq and is a predicted model, not a curated record. Gene Ontology annotation, biological process: regulation of immune system process; negative regulation of transcription by RNA polymerase II; regulation of cytokine production. Lineage: Eukaryota; Metazoa; Chordata; Mammalia; Primates; Cheirogaleidae. Gene Ontology annotation, molecular function: DNA-binding transcription repressor activity, RNA polymerase II-specific; RNA polymerase II cis-regulatory region sequence-specific DNA binding. Gene Ontology annotation, cellular component: nucleoplasm.
ACGCCAUGGCACUCUAGCCAGGGCAACAGAGUGAGACUGUGUCUCAAAAACAAACAAAAAAAAGAAGCAGAGAUGAAGGAGGGAGCGUUGGACAUUGAAGGAGACAGGACAAAGCAGAGGAUGGUCUUUAGGAAAGUUGGGGAAGUGCAGAAAGUUGCCAGCGAUUCUCAGGGCCCCCUUAGGCAAGGGCUCUGACAUUAAAGAGAGUUCAUUUGGCAUGAAUGCAGACACAGAUCAGGAGGCAAUUCCCACAAAAGUGUGGUAGGGCAGGGAGCUUGGAGUAUGUGCAAGGGGACUACUAUAAUGUGGAACCUAAAGUGACUGCAGCACUGUAGACCAUGAGGCCUUAGGUGAUGGGGGGAGGGAUGCAAGAAUGGGGAGGUCUACUACAUUUGUGUGUUUCUUAGGAAACAUAUGUCUUAAUGAUCUUAGAGUCUGAGCCCUUCCCUACCUUCUGUUUCUCAUCCGGGAUUCACUGGGGGUCAGAGGAGCUCUUUACAUCACAAGCCAGUCUGCUAUGGAGCUGAAUGUGUUAGCAGCAGAGCCACAUGAAGCCUUCCAUGCGGGACAGGCUGAGUUGAGGCCAGAGCUGAGUCAAGAGUGGUGGCAGAGGAUGCACUUUCCUCUCUGUUUUUAGGCAUGCAUUUAUUUCAUCCUCCACCUGCUGCAGCAGACGGCUGUUAACAAAGGUGGAAGAUGAUCUUGUUCUCUUUUAUUUCAGAUUCUAACGCAGGAAUUGGUGAGAAGAAGGGAACCCUGAAGACUGGAUUUCUCAGGAUGAAAAUUUGCACAGGAAAACAUUAGACAAACUCAACAGUGAUGGAGCCCCUCACCCCUGAGUCCAGGGAAGUCUGUGAACCCAGACUAGGGGAGCUAUUGGGAAAUGCAGAGGGGCAGAGCCUGGGGAAUCCCCCCUCUCAGGAGGGGGGCUUCAAGCAGGUGACAGUUACCCAUUGGAAAAUCCAAACAGGAGAGACAGCCCAGUCAUGCAGUAAGUCAGGAAGAAACCCUGUUCUGAACUCAAACCAUCUUAUACUUCAAAGUGAGCUUAUAGAGGGGGAAACCCAUCCUUGUGAUAUUUGUGGCAAAAGCUUCACAUUUAAUUCGGACCUAGUUAGACAUCAGAUUUCUCAUACCGGGGAGAAACCUUAUAAAUGUGAUCAAUGUGGAAAAGGCUUUGGUCAGAGCUCACACCUUACUGAGCACCAGAGGGUUCAUACUGGAGAGAGAUUCUAUGUAUGUAACGUGUGUGGGAAAGACUUCAUUCACUACGCAAAUCUUCUCGAGCAUCAGCAGGUGCACACGGGAGAAAAGCCGUUUAGGUGUACGCAGUGUGGGAAAGCCUUCUGUCAUAGCUCAGACCUGAUUCGACACCAGCGGGUUCAUACCAGAGAGAGACCUUUUGAAUGCAAAGAGUGUGGAAAAGGCUUCAGUCAGAGCUCCUUGCUGAUUCGACAUCAGAGAAUUCACACAGGGGAAAGGCCCUAUGAGUGUAAUGAAUGUGGGAAAUCUUUCAUUAGGAGCUCAAGCCUUAUUCGACAUUAUCAGAUCCACACAGAAGUGAAACAGUAUGAAUGCAAAGAGUGUGGGAAGGCAUUUCGUCAUCGCUCAGACCUUAUUGAACACCAGAGAAUUCACACUGGAGAGAGACCCUUUGAAUGUAAUGAAUGUGGGAAAGCCUUUAUUCGGAGUUCAAAGCUCAUUCAGCAUCAGAGAAUUCAUACUGGAGAAAGGCCUUAUGUAUGCAAUGAGUGUGGAAAGCGUUUCAGCCAGACGUCAAACUUUACUCAGCAUCAGAGGAUUCACACUGGAGAGAAACUCUAUGAAUGUAAUGAAUGUGGGAAAGCAUUCUUUCUGAGCUCAUACCUUAUUCGACACCAGAAAAUUCACACUGGAGAGAGGGUGUAUGAAUGUAAAGAAUGUGGGAAAGCAUUUCUCCAGAAAGCCCAUCUCACAGAACAUCAGAAAAUCCACACUGGGGACAGACCCUUUGAAUGCAAAGACUGUGGGAAAGCCUUCAUCCAGAGUUCCAAGCUGCUUCUGCAUCAGAUCAUUCACACUGGAGAGAAACCCUAUGUGUGUAGUUAUUGUGGGAAAGGCUUUAUUCAGAGGUCAAACUUCCUUCAACACCAGAAAAUUCAUACAGAAGAGAAGCUCUAUGAAUGUAGUCAGUAUGGGAAAGAUUUUAACUCAACUUCAAACUUUAAAAAUAAUCCAGGUGUUCACCAAGAGGGCUCUCCUUGAGCAAGGCCCCCAUACAAAAGUGAAAGAUCUGUAGGUCAGGGGGAUACACAGACAACUUACAAAAUAAUAAUUCUCCCACUCAAUGAGUGAUGUUUGGAAAUGAGUAGUAUUAGGAUUUACGUGGCUUCAAAGAUUUGGACACGUCAGAAUUUUGUGAAUCAUGGACAGGGCUGCAUUGGGACUGUGCUGUGGUCUGCCACUUUGCAGCAUCCGUGGACUCAGCUAUCCUUGGAGAGCCGUGGGGCUUUACAGCUGACUUAGAGCUGAAACGUGGGGACAGGAGACAGGUCUCAAUAUAUUUAUGUUUCAUUCACAGAUACAGUCCAUCUUUGAGUUAAAUCCCUUUUAAAGCAGAACUGUGAAUCUAAUCUUGUUACUUAGAAGAGUGUAACCUAGCAAUUUUGACCUAUCAAAAAAUCCAGUUGGAAAAAGCUAACUUUUAUGAAAACCUUGACAAACUGGUUCCCUGUUGUCCUUGGGAUAAACUCCAGGCUCCUAAUAUCCCCAUUGUGCAUCCUAAGACCUCAUGUUCCCUCAUCUCAUGAUGCUCCAGUGGCACUAACUGCUUCGUGUUCCCCACAUGCUCCAAGCUGUUUCCUGCCUCUUUUCUUUUGUUCUUGGCUGAAUUGUCCCUCCUCUUCUCAGUCGAUUAAUUCUUAAUCACUGUUCAAGACUCACCAUGGCAGCACAUUAGGGACGCUUCUCUCAGGCUCGGCUUGGGAGCCCGUCUGUGCUGCUGCUGCUCCAUGCUCCCCUCUGUUGCUGUACUUACUUUGGUAUGUUACAGUUAUGAUUUUAUAUAUCAUCUCUUUCAUUAUAUGCUUAGUUCCUUGAGGACAGUGAUGUCUGGCUGAUUAUUGUCCCCAUUGUCUAGCACGAAGCAAUAAAAAAUACCCCCAAAUCUCUGCAUUAUUGGCAUUUCUCUUGCAUUGUCCUUUUUAUACUUAUAUUUUAAAAAUUUUGGGUUUUUUUGUUGUUUUGUAUCAAUACAAUCUGUUCUAUUGGAAAUAUCUUCUCUCUCAGCCCUGUUACUGUCUUCUCCCAUUUGACUUGGAAGUUGCAGUCAUUUCCUGCACCCAAUUCACACUCCUGCUCAAUUCCUUCCUGUACAGCUCGCUCACAACUGUCUGCUGGACUUGGAGGGCAUCAGCCUCAUCUUCACUUAGUUGUCUGUGCAUCUUUCUAACUCAUCAAGAGGCACAGUCCCAGUGUACUAUGUAGGAGUUCCAGGACUGAACUCAACUUCUGUCAUUUUCCAUGCUUUGUGACUCAUGUUAUUUAUUUGAAUGUGUAUUGAUAUCUAUAAGGAAUAGUUCUAUACAUUGGGAAAACAGAUGAGUAAGACACCAUCCAUCCUGAAGUUGUUCAGAGUGUAGUGGGGACAUAGAGAUCACUGUACAAUGCAUCGAGUGCUGGGAUAGAAUUAUGUUCUUACUGGUGUAGGAACACAGAUAAGGAGGGAAGCGAUUUGGCACAGAAGAUCUGGGAAGGCUACAGAGAAGAGGUGACUUACAACUGGUCUGGCAAGAUCAGUGGACAUUUAUCAGCUAAAGAAAAAAUAUCUGAGAGGGACUCUGAAGAAACAAGGAUUCUUGACAGAUGGCCCUUUGGUAGGGUUGUUCAGUAGCAGGCAGUUUUAAUGCAAAGUGGAUAACCAUCUAGCAAAACUGUUUGUCUUUGCCUCUGAAUUUCUUUCAUCUGAACACUAGCCCAAGCAACCAGCUUUAAAAUUACAUAAAACUUUUUUUUUUUUUUUUUUUGCCAAUGGGGGCAUAUUCUAACCUCUUAAGUUUUACCAACCCUAGAAUCCUUGAGGGGACAAAUAAUUCAAAAACAAUAUCUAGUACUCCAUUUCUGCAAAACUCAAACAUUACCAAUGAUGUUUCAAGUGGUAUAGAGGUAGAUGUUACCAGACCAUUUUAAUCAACAUUGAGGUUCAAUUUCCAUUGAACACCUAUUAUAAAAUAAAUAUAAUAAAACACCUAUUAUAAGUGUCAGUGUUUUUAAAAAUCCACACCCCCUUUUAACCACCACCACAAUCAAGAAUAAAAAAACAUUUCUAUCACCUAAAAUUCCCUUUUGUCUUUUUAUAGUUAAUCCCACUCCAGCUCCAGGUAACCACUUUGUCAAUGUAGAUUAGUUUUGCUUGUUCAAGAACUUCAUAUAAAUGGAUUCAUACAGUAUGUAUUCUUUUGUGUCUGACUUCUUUGACUUGGGAUGUUUUUAGACUCAACCAAGUUGUUUCGUGUUUCAGUAGUUCUCUUCACUGAAUAGUGCUCCAUUGUACGGGUAAGCCAUCAUUUGUUUAUUUACCACCUGUUGAUAGAAAUUUGGGUUUCCUGUUUUGGCUCUUAAGAAUAAAAUUGCUAUAAGCAUUUGUGUAAAAGUAUUUGUACAUGUGUUUUUAUUUCUCUUGGGUAAAUACCUAGGACUUUAAUUGCUGGGUUAUAAGAUAAGUGUCUUAGUCCAGGCUAUAAUAAAUUACCAUAAACUGGGUGGCUUAUGAACACCAGAAAUGUAUUUCUUACAGUUCUGGAGUCAGGGAAUUCCCAAGGUCAAAGUUCCAACCGAUUUGGUGUCCAGUGAGGGCUGACUUCAUAAGUAGAAGCCUCCUCACUGUAACCUCAUGUGAAGAGAGCUAGGGAACCUUCUCGGACUUUUUUUUUUUUUGAGACAGAGUCUGGCUUUGUUUCCCAGGCUAGAGUGAGUGCCAUGGCGUCAGCUUG